AUGAAGAAUGACAAUAAGUUGCAAAAGGAAUCACUUAAACGACUAUCACGGCUGAGAUACCCGUUUGCCGAUGCCCCAAGUAUAGUACAAGCGCAUCAAAAAGAUGAACAAAUCCAGACCCUUUUGAUUCUAAAAGUGACUGAACUAUGCAAAUUGAUAAAGAACCAACUAUUUGUUAACUCUUACCCUAGAGAACUGUCCAUAUUUGCCAAGCUAUUAUAUUUGCUCUUUACUACAGGAAGACGUGGUAGAACAUUAGGCGAGGAAUAUGUUGACUUGAUAUACACCAAUAAGAAGGGUACUCAACUGGUAGGACGGCUUAAAAUGGUUUCAUUCGUUUUCGCCUAUUCUUUAUGUCCAUAUUUCAUCACCAAAUUAUACAAGAAAAUAAUGAAGAGCAAAAAGGAAAGCGAAACUGAAAGUGUCACCGGGUUUUGUAAGAGCCUUCUAGAUUUCAUUUUAGACUUGUACAUGACCCUGUUUUAUUUUAAAGGAACUUUUUACAGUAUUUUUAAAAGGAUAUUUGGUAUGAGAUAUGUUUUUAAGCAUAUAAUGUCAAAAAAUGAGACCAAGUUUAGAAAAGAGGGCUCAAAAAAGUACAAGGUUUUAGGUUAUAUUCUAUUGGCUCAAAACACUAUGAAAUGGUAUCCCGUUUUAACCUCUACACUCGGGUCCUGGAUUAAUGAGAAGAAAAGUAACAAUAAUUCAAUUAUUAGGUCGUCACUUGAUUUACGGGAGCGUUCAGAUCGUUACUCUAUAGAAGGCAUACCGAGCGAAUCGCAGCUGGCUCAUAUAAAUCUGUCAGAUAAAUAUCAACUGCCGUAUAUUCCAGAAUCCUCGAGAAAAUGCAUUUUAUGUCUGAUGGACAUGACUGAUCCUAGCUGUGCGCCAUGUGGACAUCUAUUCUGUUGGAAUUGCCUCAUGAGUUGGUGUAAAGAGAGGCCAGAGUGUCCCUUGUGCAGACAGCACUGUCAAUCACAGGAAAUUUUAGCCCUGCGGCAAUAG
Saccharomyces paradoxus is the source of this 1005-nucleotide messenger RNA. RefSeq names its product ubiquitin-protein ligase peroxin 10 (gene PEX10). The coding region runs from base 1 to 1005 and encodes 334 amino acids. Gene Ontology annotation, biological process: protein import into peroxisome matrix. Lineage: Eukaryota; Fungi; Ascomycota; Saccharomycetes; Saccharomycetales; Saccharomycetaceae. The record is from RefSeq and is a predicted model, not a curated record. Gene Ontology annotation, cellular component: peroxisomal membrane. The transcript has a single exon. Gene Ontology annotation, molecular function: zinc ion binding.